Messenger RNA from Cyclocybe aegerita, 2562 nucleotides. The record is from the annotation of a GenBank genome assembly. NCBI's taxonomy places the organism in Eukaryota, Fungi, Basidiomycota, Agaricomycetes, Agaricales, Hemipholiotaceae.
AUGCAACCACGGUCCUCUGCUGAUAUCCUCGCAAAGGCUACGACAAAGCCAACGACAAAGGCUACGACAAAGCCAACGACAAAGGCUACGACAAAGCCAACGACAAAGCCAACGACAAAGUCAACGACGACAAAGUCAAGGCGCAAGAGGCCAGCUGCUUCUACCAAUGUAGAGCAGAGGCUCUCAUUCUCAUUCUCAUCUCUCAGCGGCACCGGUCCUUCCAACACGACCAAUACGAGCGAGCACCUGACGUUCGGAAACCCUGAACCAGCGCAGCACCAGUUCAACUUCCGUUUCAAGGCUUCAAAACUCUCUGCCUCCGCUCCUGAAGCAUCUGGCACACACGACGAUGGAGUUCUGAGGGACUUGGGUACAGUAGAGCAAGCCGUGGAUUUCGUUGGUGGGGAGUUCAGUGGUGCCAAAGAACCAAACCCCACCACAUUCCCUCUCUCUGCUGCGAGAGCAGAAGAGCCCCCGCGAACCAGAAUACUGCGUACCGAGCGUAUCGAGAAGCUCGUCCGUGAAAUUGUGGGCAAAGAGAUGGACACUGUCAAUAAAGCUAGCCAGGCUCCAGUUUUGAUGGGUAUUCUUUUCACUGCGGCAGAGACUUCCCUGGCAGCAGAGAAGAACAAGAACAAGCGUCCCGAUGCGACCUGCAACACAAUUGUCAGACAAUUAAGCUAUCAACGGUCGAACCGAUCGCUCGGAUUUGCGACUGUCUUUGGACUUUUUCUUUGGACUAGUGGCUGCUCUCGACAGACUAUCGACUCCCUUCAUCGCUGCGGUCUUUCGGUCUGCUACUCAUCUGUCCUCAAGUCCAUUCAAACACUCGCGGACCAGUGCAUGCAAUUGGCGAUUCAAGUCGGUACUGGUCUUCAUGUCUUCUGCUAUGACAAUGUCAAUAUCAGCACUUCCAUCCAUGUCGAGCAGCGAGGAUCUACUGGACCCGCGAAAGUGACAUCAGGAACCUUCGGCGUCGUCUACAAGGUCCGAAACGGUCGACUAGAAGAUAUGAAGCUUGCUCCAAUCCUUGAAAGGUUCAAAAAGGUUGAAGGACUCGAUUUCAACCGCGAUAUUCGACCAUCCAUGGACCAGUUGAAGUCUUUUCAGACACAGCUGACGGUAGUUAUUGUUCGCGUUCUGACAACCUACUGCCACAAGUUCAAGGAUUACUCGCAAGUUCCCACCUUACAGCACCCCCCACGCCGUCGAAUGCCUGCCGGAUAUAAGACUGAGCAAUUUCCUAUUCGAAUAACGACAAUUGAAGAAGCCACCGUUCGCGGAAACCUCUUAUACCAUGACGAUGUCUACUUGAACCAGCUCAAUAGACCACUGAAAGAUCUUUGCGAAUACGCCAUUCCGACCUUCAACGACCAGUUAACUGCAUCGCGCAUUCGUUCCGGCCAAAUUAUGCGAGCUUGGGACGUCAAUGCAUGGACUCGGCGAGAAGUGCUUGUUUUGGGCUUUGGUUUAUUUCAUCUCUGCUUGAACCUUAUCUGGGCAUUACUGCAUAUCCAUCGCGGCUCUCUCAGUGAUGUUGGGAGUCUCGCAUAUUUUUUUGUCGUCAUGGAGAAGACCAGGCUCGCAGGCGAACAUCCCGACUACCACACAUUGCUCUCAGCUCUGACCCAGAUUGCAGACGGCAUCAUUCUAAAUGCCUGGCGACACGAGACAGGUUAUGACGACCUCGCCAGAUUUGCAGAUUCCAAGCCCUCCUCAGAAGAAUUACUCAAGUUUGCGGAAUCUAUUCUUGCCAAUCACGCUACACCCAUGCCCGAGCCAAAAUCUUCCAAUGCCAAAGAGGACAGCGACAAGGAUGAACUUAGUGAUGAAUCACUGGACGAUGAUCCUCAGACAGCUGUCCCUAACGUCCCAAACCCUUCCAAAUCAAAAAUCCCAGACCCAGGCAAGGACAAGGCGCACCAAAACCUUCGACUUCUUGCGCGGGACCUGCUGUACAUGAAGGAGCUCAUCCGCGCCAUCUCGGAUGGUGACAUUGGUCGCAUUGAGGAUUUCCUUCCCCAGAUCGCUAUGAUGUUUCGCGGAGCAGGAGGUAACAAUUAUUGUACGGAAAUCUUACACUUCAUCUUGAAUCUGAAGCAUGUUUGGACGCCGAAAUUUGCGGACAUUAUGCGCGACAACAUGCUUGUUAAUGUAUCUGGGCUUGAGGGACAUGCCAUGCCUAUUGACCUCAAUAUCGAACACUUGAUUGGCGAGAUCAAGCUACUAUUAGAGGCCAAAGGACUUGAAUCAACGUGGGAGAGGCUCGGAAAUAUAUCUGCUGCGAUUCAUUUUAUCAAGAAACUCAAAAAGCAAGUCGCACUGGCAAUGAGUGCUUCUUAUCAAAGUACGACACACACCAAACCCAACACCGACCACUUGGUUCAUCGAGUCGCCAACAAAGUCAGUGAAGAGAAACUCCACGUCUAUACGGAGAACCGACCUGGUAAUGCCAAGGUGACAGCAACACCAAAUAUUCUUAGUGUUGGCGAGCAGAAACUUAAAUCGUCAACUUUAUCAACAUUCAAUCGCAAGGUUCGUGCAAUGGUGGAAGGACGAUGA